Messenger RNA from Spodoptera litura, 2498 nucleotides. The record is from RefSeq and is a predicted model, not a curated record. NCBI's taxonomy places the organism in Eukaryota, Metazoa, Arthropoda, Insecta, Lepidoptera, Noctuidae.
UGUGGCUCGUUUUUAUAUUUUUUGGCUAAGGACGAACCUCUGAAAGCCUAAAUUAAACCUAAUAAAAUCAAUGUUAAUAAAAACAAUUAUUGGAAUUUACACUUUCAUGGCCAAACAAUUGACUACAUAAUAUAGUCCAUGAAAUUAAUGAAAUAUUACUAAAACACCAUUGUGCAACAAGCGGCAAGUUCAAAUUUCAAGGAUAGAUUCAAAAGCUUUUAUGGAAGGUUUCUUUUAUUUCUAGAAAUCACUGAAGAAUCAUGGCGGCUCCGGCACCGGCAGGGGCACAGGCACCGGCACAACAAGCAGAAGAUGAUGACGACAAUGUAACAUUCAACGUCGAAGAAAUACAAAAAAUUGUGAGGGAUAAUGUAGAGCUGUGUUUGGGGGGCAACACGUUCAGCCACACACGGAGCGCGCAAUGGAUUUCAAUCAUUACCGAUAAAACUCUAGCGAGAUUAAAUAAACUGAACAAACCCUUCAAAUAUAUUGUGCGAAUUACCAUUACCCAGAAAAACGGAGCGGGCAUUCACACGGCGGCAGCAUAUUACUGGGAUACCGCAACUGAUGGCAGUUGCACCGUGCGUUGGGAGAACAAGUACAUGUACUGCAUUGUCAAUAUUUGGGGCCUUGCCCUUCAGCUUUAGAUAAAAAUGUACAUAUCAUACAUAGCUUAAUUUUUUGACUCUUUUGAGGUAAGUAUUCCUUAUUGCGAGGACCGAUAUUUUAUGGCUCCAUUCGUUACCAUCUACGGCAUUGUGAUCAUGGGGUGCUUAUACUCUCCUGUGUUAACUUGUGCUUGAGGGCUCGAGUGUGGAUAGGUACCACUCGUACGUAAUGUUUGGCGUCCUCAUUAUUAACACAUGAAAAAAAUCAAUCUGUUUUCGACCUUUCAUUUUAAUAUAAUUAUAGGCACAAUCUUCCGGAGUCAAAUAAAAAAUAAGACCCUUUUAUGUGUCACGUCGAUUCUACGAGGCGACAUCUGCAAAUAUUUCUUGUCGCAUUUAAAUUGUUUUUUCUUUUAUAUGAAUUUAGCUUCUUAUAAUAAUUAACUAAUGGGAUUGUAAACAUCUUGAAUUGAAAUCAAAUAAAACAAAAUAUAAAGCACAUUUUAGUAUUUUUAUUUUUGGUAAAAUUUACCACAAUACAAAAUAAUGAUAGAAAUAAAUAAAGUAAUAAAAUGUAUAGACAGGUCAUAGAACUAUGCAUUGUAAAAUUGGUGCUUUUAAAGCAAUUUCUUUAUAAUUUAUAAUAACAUUAGGCAAAAUGGCAUUGUGUACAUUUAAAAAUAAAAGCAUUACUUUUAACACAAAUAAUAUCAAGGGCAGAUGCAAUACACUUAAUAAUUAACGCAAAAUGAUUCAUCACUUGGUGAUUUGGUCUUUUGAUAUCUAAUUAAUUCAUUUUUAUGUAUAUGUUGCCGCCAAAGUGAUGCUACGUCUGAGCUCAUUGACUGAUUACCUAACUUUCAAUUCUAAAUACACACUCACUAGAGAACGGAAAUAUUAUUUGGCAAAACAGGAUGAACGCUCGCCAACUACAGUCGACGCUUCAUUUCCUUUAGGUGUUCUCAGGUGAUAUAGUUAUUUUCGUCCAUUUGAUUAAUUUGAUUUAUAUACGUCUAAUUAGGUCUGAAGUUCUUCAAUUUCAUUAAUUCGUUGAUUUAAGAAUAAUCAUCACAAUAUCGGGAACAUAUACAUGGAGUCACGGAGCGAUUACCAAUGGAAGAGUGAGACUGCGUCUCUGGGAGCCCCUUUAUGUAAACAACUUGAUAUUAUACUGAACUCAACAGAUCUUCCUACACCAACCACGGCUCGCACCGCCACUGUACACACGACUAACAAAAUGCACAUAUACACAAUUUUAAAGCAUUCAUGAGUCUAUUAAACAAAUCAACUUCAUUAUAAAACAUUUACAAUUGAUAUAGUCCAUUGUUAAAAUCGACAUAACCAUUACGGUUAUAUCUGUAAAAUAACUUUACAAAAGAAAUGUCGAGGAAAGAGGAAAAAGAAAAGCAUGUUAAUCUUAUGUCAAAAUAAAAACUACAUCUUUAAAAAUAUUGUGUUAAUCUUAAUAAUCAAAAGUGAUUAAAAUUACCUGUACUUUUAUUAUCAUAAACUCGAUGUAGGCUAUAACUUCGACUAACUUCUCGUAUCAAAUGUAAACAAAAUAUAACAACCUUUUUAUAAAAAGAAUGGCUUAUAACCGUUAUGGCUACGUUCGCAUCAUUUCAGUUCUAAAACCGAUUGGACUAGUCUACAGAUAUAUCCAUACUGGCUGGAUAAUACCAAUUUAAAACACUGAUGGGAACACAGUCAACACAGUUUACAUACAACAGAAUGUUUAUCAGCAAUCUCUUUUUAGGUUUAAAUUACAUCUGAAGUUCAGGCUGUUUGUCUACGAAAGUGGCUCAAUAUUAUGCAAUAUAAACUAGUAGAUAUGUUGAUCAAAAUGAUAAAUCCCGCUUUGGAAUUAUUUUCCUAAUAACAACUAAAUAA